AUGUCCGGGGAGAAUGAAGGAGGUCCAUCCUCGACCAUCAGGAAGAAACGGCUGCGCCACCACCGCUCAAAGAGAAAGUCAGACACCGAUGCGACGGAGGUGGAGGUAGCAGAAGACGAUGGUGGCAACACGCAGCUGCUGGAGGGGAAUGUCGAAUACGAGACAGAGGUGCAGUCCUCCGAUACUCCAACAGCGGCGACGAAGCACAACGGUGAUGAGGCUUCCGAAAGGCGACCCAAGAAACGCCGCGCAGAGGCACCACCGAGAGAGGAGGAGUAUGAAGAUGCCCAGGAGCAGCAAGGGAAGGGGAACGAAGCGCAGAUAAAGUCAAGCAAAAGUGAUGGUGCAGGCACCGGGAACGUGAAGAAGCGGGAGAAGAUCCCCUUUGUGUCUGACUAUAAGGCGCUGAAGCUGAACCCACACAUCAUUAGCGCCCUCGAGGGGGAUUUCAAGUUCGAGAAGCUGACGGGCAUUCAAGGCCGCUGCAUUCCUGUCGCCCUUGCCGGCCGCGAUCUGCUUGCUGAGGCGAAAACAGGCUCUGGUAAGACGCUCGCAUUUUUGAUUCCAAUUGUGGAGAUCAUUGCGAGGUCUGGGUUUAGGCCAAAGAACGGCACGGCUGCCGUCAUUAUUGGCCCGACGCGCGAGCUAUGCCUGCAGAUUGAGGGUGUGCUGCUUAAGCUGCUCAAGCACUUCAACGGAUCCAUCACAUUUCUUUGCUGCAUCGGUGGUCAGAGCCGCAACCAGGAGGCAUUCAAGCUCGUGAGUGGCACGAUGAUUGUGAUGGCGACGCCUGGCCGUCUGCUCGAUCACCUGAAACUCACCAGCGACUGGCUAACAAAGAACCUGCUUGCACUGGCCGUGGAUGAGGCGGAUCGCGUACUGGACAAUGGUUUCGAGGAGGACAUGCGUGAGAUUGUCUCGCUUCUGCCGAAGCAGCGGCAGACGUUUCUCUUCUCUGCAACGCAGACGACACGGGUGGAGCAACUCGCUCGCAUCUCCUUCUAUCGCCAGCCGCUCUUCAUUUCGAUGAAGCGGCGCGAGGACAAGGCGACGGUUGACACACUCGAACAGGGGUAUGUCAUGUGCCCGUCUGAGCAGCGGCUGCUUGUGUUGUACCACUUUGUCAAGCGUAAUAUGAAGAAGAAAAUGAUCGUCUUCUUCAGCAGCCGAAACGCCGUCAGCUUUCACUGUGAACUUUUUAACUACAUCGACAUCCCGUGUGUGGCGUUUCAUGGGAAACAAAAACAGCAUCAACGUUCUGCAACAUACGUGCAGUUCUGUAAUGCGCCCAGUGGUGUGCUGUUUACUACAGAUGUUGCCGCCCGUGGUCUUGACAUACCGCAGGUGGAUUGGAUCGUGCAGUUCGACCCACCCGAUGAUCCAGUGAAGUAUGUGCAUCGUGUAGGUCGUACAGCACGUGCUGGGCGCUGCGGUAAUGCCCUCAUGUUCUUGCUUCCACAGGAAAAACUCUUUCUAAAAUACCUUUACGAUGAUGCGCAUGUCACAGUCAAUGAAUACGUCUUUGACCUCAGCAAGGUGAAUGAUAAGGUGACCGAGCAGCUGGAGCAGCUCGUUAACGCCAACUACUACCUGCGCACCUCCGCCCGCCAGGCCUACGAGGGCUACCUCCUCAGCUACAGCAGCUCGCAGCUGAAGAAUGUGUUCAACAUCCACAAUCUGGAUUUGGCUGCUGUGGCGAAGGGAUUCGCGUUGAGUGAGCCGCCGCCGCUGAAGCUGGAUCUCUCGCAGUCCGCAGCACACAUGAGUAAAAAGUCACGCCAUGAGUUUCGACGCAUGAAGGAAUCGAAAGACACAAAGCGGCAGGCGGUAAAUGAGCAAACAUUGAAAAAGCGCCACACGAACAUUAGCGGCGAAUGGUAA
This is a messenger RNA of Trypanosoma grayi, 1881 nucleotides long. Its product is annotated as putative ATP-dependent RNA helicase. Gene Ontology annotation, biological process: maturation of LSU-rRNA from tricistronic rRNA transcript (SSU-rRNA, 5.8S rRNA, LSU-rRNA). The coding region runs from base 1 to 1881 and encodes 626 amino acids. Gene Ontology annotation, molecular function: RNA helicase activity; ATP binding; nucleic acid binding. Gene Ontology annotation, cellular component: nucleolus. The transcript has a single exon. Lineage: Eukaryota; Euglenozoa; Kinetoplastea; Trypanosomatida; Trypanosomatidae. The record is from RefSeq and is a predicted model, not a curated record.